AUGUGUGUGUAUGUGUGUGCGUUCCUGUCACAUAGCAACAAGGGAGAUAUCGUCAAGGAUUUGAUUGAGAAACUAUUUGGCAAACAGGGUGCCGUCAAGAAUUAUCACAUGUCCAUGAAGAAUAGACUGAGGAGAUGUAAAGGAGUCAGUGAGACGGUAGGCUGUUCGCAGGGUCAUCCAUACGUUCCUGUUCAGCCAGAGCAACAAACCCAGAACUUUCAGUCCAAUGUCAUUUUCGUUCUGAGGAAUUUCAUGACCGCCUUUCCAGCAGAGCAUACCGAUAAGGGAUUUGCAUACCAUGGGAACAAGGGACAAGCUCCCGAAGACGGAUGGAGAGAUGUUCGGGACAAGUACAUUGAAUCCAGCAUGAAGGCGUGGAAGGAUGUCUUGCAAUGGUGGAAUACCGCAGAUUAUUAUAAGAUUGCGACCUAUGUGCCUUAUGAAAAGCUUUUGAAUCCGGGAACAGGACCUGCCAUUGUCCAGAAACUGGCGGACACGCUGGCCGAAUCUGGAUUUGAAGUGGCUCCGAGAGAGGACAUCCCAUGCAUAUGGUACCAAGUAAUAUCGAAAGAGAUUGCUCGUCAAAAGGCUCUACAAGUGUAUACUCCUGGUUUUACACCCGACCAACGGAAAUUCCUGCUGACAGAGUUGAACAGUCUCAUUCAGUCCUAUUCCAACCUUCCAUCAGGUACUACAAAGCAGGAAGAGUUGGUAUCCAUAUUGGAGGGGUACCGAGACGAAGUUCAAUUCAAGAUGAGGAUCGAUAAGCCAUCAGCUAAUAAGUAA
Cylindrotheca closterium is the source of this 786-nucleotide messenger RNA. NCBI's taxonomy places the organism in Eukaryota, Bacillariophyta, Bacillariophyceae, Bacillariales, Bacillariaceae. The record is from the annotation of a GenBank genome assembly.